AUGGGGCAUGAACGUUCCCUUACACAAGUUAAGUAUAAUAAAGAAGGAGAUUUGAUAUUGUCAGUUGCCAAAGAUAGUUCAGCAUCUAUUUGGUAUUCAUCAAAUGGUGAAAGAUUAGGAACUUUAGAAGGACAUAUGGGUACCAUCUGGUCAAUCGAUGUUGAUUCUGAUUCAAUUUUAUGUGCUACUGGUAGUGCUGAUGUAUCAGCAAAAUUAUGGAAAGUUUCCACUGGGGAAUGUGUAUUCACUUAUCAAAUGAAAUCCCCUAUCAGAAGAGUUGCAUUUUCACCAAAUAAUAAAAACUUAUUAGCUGUAACUGAUAAAGUUAUGGGUCAACCAGGUUCUAUAUUAGUUUUUGAUAUAAAUUAUGAAGGUGAUUUCACCAACCAAAAUGCUGAACCUUCAUUAGUUAUUAAUACCAGAGAAGAUGCCACUAAAGUUACCGUCGCAGGGUGGUCAGCUAAUGGUGAAUAUAUAAUUGCCGGUCAUGAUGAUGGGUACAUUUCCAAAUACGAUGGUAAAACUGGUGAAUUCAUACAAACUGUUCAAGCCCAUGGUAUCCAUAAUGAAGAAAAAGUUGUCAGUGUUACUGAUAUUCAAUUUGCUCCAGAAGAUAAAUCAUAUUUCAUCACUUCAUCAAAAGAUAAAUGUUCUACUUUAAUUGAUGUUGAAACUUUUGAUGUAAUGAAAGUCUAUAAAGCUGAUGCUCCAAUGAAUACUGCUGCUAUAACUCCUAUCAAGAACUUUGUUAUUUUAGGAGGUGGUCAAGAAGCUAGAAAUGUUACCACCACUGCUGAAAGUCAAGGUAAAUUUGAAGCUAGAUUUUAUCAUAAAAUAUUCGUUGAUGAAAUUGGUAGAGUGAAAGGUCAUUUCGGUCCUUUAAAUACCAUUGCUGUCCAUCCUGAUGGUACCGGUUAUGCUAGUGGAGGAGAAGAUGGUUUCAUUAGAGUUCAUAAUUUCGAUAAAUCAUAUUUCGAUUUCGAAUAUGAUGCUGAAAGAACUGAAAGAGCCAUCGCUUCUGGUGCUACUUAA
Messenger RNA from Yamadazyma jaroonii, 1032 nucleotides. NCBI's taxonomy places the organism in Eukaryota, Fungi, Ascomycota, Pichiomycetes, Serinales, Debaryomycetaceae. The record is from the annotation of a GenBank genome assembly.